Rhagoletis pomonella (apple maggot) is the source of this 2370-nucleotide messenger RNA. RefSeq names its product venom carboxylesterase-6-like. Lineage: Eukaryota; Metazoa; Arthropoda; Insecta; Diptera; Tephritidae. The coding region runs from base 34 to 2079 and encodes 681 amino acids. The record is from RefSeq and is a predicted model, not a curated record. The transcript has 7 exons.
CUCAUUACCAGAUCGUAUCGAACCAACGCGGAAAUGAGACGAAACGUAUUAAUUUUAUUAUUUUUUGUGUAUUGCUCCAAUUUUAGAUUCACAGGAGCAAUAAUACCGAAAGUUUGCCUCAAUAACUCGACUUGUUUGCUUGGAAAAUUUAUGCUCGGCUAUCAAACCAGUCUAUUUGAAGCCUUUUUAGGCAUACCAUAUGCCAAACCGCCCCUUGGUGAUUUGCGAUUUAGUAAUCCAGUAGAAGCAGAACUUCGGAACGGCACAAUUUUAACGAAAAUUCCGAAACCAAAUUGCAUACAAAAAAAUUAUGUCCAGACUGCGGCACCAAUUACCGGCUCAGAGGAUUGCCUCUACUUGAAUGUUUACCGUCCCAAGAACUACACUUCUAAAAAUUUGCCAGUUUUGUUCUACAUUCACGGUGGUGGAUUUUUCAGUGGAUCGGCAAGUCCUUUCGUCGAAGGGCCGGAAUACUUUAUGGAUACAAACGAAGUUAUAUUGGUUGUGCCAGCUUAUCGUUUGGGCCCAUUUGGAUUCCUCAGUACGAACGAUGAAGAAAUGCCGGGAAAUUUCGGUCUAAAGGACCAGAAUUUAGCACUUAAAUGGGUUAACACACAUAUUUCCGCUUUCGGUGGAAAUUCCUCACGUGUAACUAUUUUCGGCCAUAGUGCUGGUGCUGCAUCUGCACAUUUCCAUAUGGUGAGCCCUGCCUCAAAAGGUUUAUUCCAAGGCGCCAUUUUGAUUAGUGGUGACGCAAACGCACCAUAUGCCAAGCCCGUGCCGGAUCCGAAAACUCAAGCCAUUGAAUUGGCGCACUUUGCCGGUGUCAAAGGGGCUGCUGGCCUAAACACUACUGAGCUGGUUAAGGCGUUACGAAAAAUAAAUAAAGUUACAUUACUCUCAGCUAUCGAUAAGUUGAAAAUUAGCAAUUCCUAUCCAUUAGUAACUUUCCGUCCCAACACCGAAGACUCAAAUUGGCCGAAUGCAUUUUUAACAGAAGAAGCAUUUGCCACUCUUUCCGGCGAUUUUAAUUCCAUAACCGUUCCAACGAUUAUAGGUAAUGUACCUGCAAAGGGUGAAGGUAUGGUCCUAGCACUUCGUCUGGCAAGUAAUCAACAAUUGCGAAAUAAAUUCAAUAGCAAUUUUAAACCGUUGUUGAGUGCAAUAUUGGACAUACCAGAGGUAGAGGCUUCAGACGCAGUACUCGAAAAGUUAGUCUCAGUGUAUAUGCAAGGGACAUAUUAUUUGAAUGACUAUACAUUGAAUGGAUUUUUGGAGCUUUUAGGUGAUGCGAAUUUUAUUUAUCCUGCCUACAGAACCAUUAAAUCUAGUUUCAAUAGUGGGAACUCAUGUACAGACACAGCAACUACUGAAUCUGCAACCGCGACGACGGAUAUUUCCACUUCCCAAACUUCGAGUGCAACCGCGACGACGGAUAUUUCAACUUCCCAAACUUCGAGUGCAACCGCGACGACGGAUAUUUCUACUUCCCAAACUUCGAGUGCAACCGCGACGACGGAUAUUUCAACUUCCCAAACAUCGAGUGACGCAGCCGAUAUUUGUCCAGUAAAUGCUUUUUACGCUGAUGCUGUCAUUGGGCCUGAUGAGUUAGAUUCAGAUAUCUCACGUGAGUCGGCGGUUAAUUUGUCGUCAGACAAUACGCAGGAUUCAUCUUCAGAUGCCACGGCUGAGUGUUUAUCAAAUGUGAUUGGAAUUAUAAAAUUCGAUUACAGUGGCCCAUAUUCAUUUUCUAAAAUAUAUACUGGCAGCUAUAAAAACUUUAGUACUGCUCACGGCGAUGAUUCACUAUUCCUGUUCAGGGCAUCGCAAACCUUCCCUUCGGGUUAUGCGAAAACAUCUCCAGAGGCAGCUUUGGUUAAACGCUAUGUGGAUCUUUACGUGGAAUUUGCCAAAACUGGGAAAGUUACGCAAUUUGAGGAAAUGGACACUUGCACAAAGGCAUCCUUGGAGGAUGGUCAAUGCCAGUAUUUGUCAAUUGUGAAGGAUGUCGAACCAUUCCGGAUUGAUAGUGCAUGGAAUAUCGAUCGACUGCAAAUGUGGGAUGAAAUAUACAACUAAGAUGGUACAAGUGCAUACCUAAAGUGCCUUACAAAGUUAAAGUAUGCGGAACUAUAAUUUGGUAAUCGGAUAUUUUAACCCUUAACUGGUAUCCUGAAUUUGACGUAUGUAUGUACGUAAAAAACAAAACAUGAUAUGGAGUUCGCACAGCCCCUACGAUAUCAGUUAAUUGUUAGAUAUAAAUGCAUUUCGGUUUAUUAUACAAAAUAUUAAAAAUUAUUCUCAAUGACAGCAAUGAAUUGACCUUUUUAAUGCAAGAUUUUUUAUCAAUAUCAAUAUAAUUUAUACAAG